GAGUCAGAACUACAAGUCGCUCAUCAAUAAUACUUGAGACAAGAUGGCGACUGAAGGCAAAUAUGAGUCAAUCUUGUGCGUUAAACCUGAUGUCAAUGUGUAUCGCAUUCCGCCUCGGGCUACAAAUCGCGGUUAUAGGGCAGCGGACUGGAAGCUGGACCUACCUGAUUGGUCGGGCCGCAUGAGGGUCACAGCCAAGGGGAAGGUAGCGUACAUCAAGCUGGAGGACAAAGUCUCAGGGGAGCUGUUUGCACAAGCUCCUGUCCAAGAGUUUCCCGGUAUCGCUGUGGAAAGUGUCAGCGAUUCGAGUCGUUACUUUGUGCUGCGGAUACAGGAUGAUAAUGGCCGCAGUGCGUUCAUCGGUGUUGGGUUUGGGGACAGAGGGGACGCCUUUGACUUUAACGUUUCUCUACAGGAUCACUUCAAGUGGGUGAAGCAAGAUAACGAAAUCAGCAAAAACUCUGGGGCAGCAGAUUCAGGACCGAAGCUGGACCUCGGCUUCAAAGAAGGACAGACCAUCACUCUUAAUAUUGGGCAAGGUAAGAAGAGAGAUAAGCCCCGCCCACAGGGAGCAGGUGGAUUUGGACUCCUCCCACCACCUCCGGGGGCAAAGAUAGCCCCUCCUCCCUCGUCAGGCUCCUUCAAUCACAACAUUGUUCCCCAGACAGGCAACACAGAGCUGGACAGUAGCAACUCUAACACUGUGAUGCAGUCCGCCUCAGUAUUGGAGGUGUGGGGAGACUUCUCUACUCCUGCCAGUUCUUGUCCUCCGCCACCUGUGCCACAGGAGACUGCUACCAGCUGGAUUCAGUUCUGAGCCCGCCUUGCCUCGCCCUGCCUCACCUGCCUUUCAUGCGACAUUCACAUGCGUUUGCUAUCCCUGGAGGAGUCUUCUCCAGCUCUGUUGCGCCAUACUCCCAGCUGAAAGGCCUAGAACGCCAAUGUUCACACUGAAUUUCAUUGCUGGCCUUUUUCUUUUAAGUAAUAUUAGAGAUUUAAAUAAUAUAACAUCCCAAAUUCGUUUUAACGUUCCUUUUAUCUUUGAAGGUCACCAGAAAUAUAUGUUUAGGAAGUUCAAUGUCUAAGGGCUAUGCUGAUUGACAUUAUGUAUAUGAGAGAUUCUAGCAUUACUUAACAAUGUUACCAUUGAUCAUCAAUGCUGGGUUCCACUUGUUGAAAUGUCCAC
Messenger RNA from Hypomesus transpacificus, 1186 nucleotides. RefSeq names its product NECAP endocytosis associated 1 (gene necap1). The record is from RefSeq and is a predicted model, not a curated record. The transcript is spliced from 8 exons. The coding region runs from base 44 to 817 and encodes 257 amino acids. Lineage: Eukaryota; Metazoa; Chordata; Actinopteri; Osmeriformes; Osmeridae. Gene Ontology annotation, cellular component: clathrin vesicle coat; membrane. Gene Ontology annotation, biological process: endocytosis.